Molecule: messenger RNA, 1606 nt
Organism: Thalassophryne amazonica
Lineage: Eukaryota; Metazoa; Chordata; Actinopteri; Batrachoidiformes; Batrachoididae
Gene: sugt1
Product: SGT1 homolog, MIS12 kinetochore complex assembly cochaperone
Exons: 13
Coding region: 79-1050 (323 amino acids)
Biological process (GO): protein stabilization
Molecular function (GO): protein-folding chaperone binding
Source: RefSeq, a predicted model, not a curated record
GAAAUUCUUGCGCUUCGAAGCUCCGGUAUCUGAUUCAUCUGUGACUCCAGCUUCGGUCUGCACGUCCACAACAAACCCAUGGCAACGGAACGCAGGUUCCCCGACAGCUUCAUUGACGAAGACCCUCAGAAAGCUCUCGAGGAAAUUAAUGAAGCCUUGCAGGGAGACCCGGAGAAUGCUGAGUGGUUUUGCCAGCGUGCCUAUGCUCAUAUUCUUCUCAAAAACUACAGCUGUGCUGCUGAUGAUGCGAAGAAAGCACAGCAGCUAAAACCCAGCCUUCCGCUUGCUUUUAUGCGAACAGGAAUAGCAGAGUUCCAUCUGAACCACUAUGAGACGGCACAUGCAGUUUUCACUCAGGGACAUCAAAUGGAUGUUUCUGACAAGUCUUUUGAGAUCUGGAUCAAGCGUUGUGAGGAGAUGAUGGGGGAGAAACAGAACGGCAGCAUUAACGUGCAAACACCAGCAGCUCCAAAUGUCAAACAUGACUGGUACCAAACAGAAUCUCAAGUCAUUGUCACGGUCAUGGCAAAAAAUGUACCCAAGGAUGGUGUUUGUGUGAACUUCACAGAAAACCAGCUCUCUGCUGUGAUACAGUUGGCGUCAGGGGAGACCUGCAACCUCAAUCUCCACCUGUUACACCCAAUUAUCCCUCAUCAGAGCACCUUCAAGAUCCUCAGCACCAAGGUGGAGAUCAAGAUGAAGAAGACGGAUGCCUUCAGAUGGGAGAUGCUCGAGGGAGAAGGACAUGAACCCAACAUCAAACACUUCGAUCCUCAUCAGUACCCAACAUCAUCGCACUACACCUGCAAAUGGGACAAGAUUGCGGUGGACAUCAGUGAGGAGGAGAAAAACGAGAAGCUCGAAGGAGACGCAGCCCUCAACAAGCUCUUCCAACAGAUCUACAGUGACGGUUCAGAUGAGGUCAAGAGAGCCAUGAACAAAUCUUUUAUGGAGUCAGGUGGUACCGUCCUGAGCACCAACUGGAGCGAUGUGGGCAACAGAGAAGUGAAGAUGAGUCCACCUGAUGAUGUGGAGUUCAAAAAGUACUGAGCACCUCCCUCCGUCACUCUGUUUCACUUUCUCUUCCAGAGAAGUCGUCGUUUCUCUGCCGUCUCUGUGAACGUUCAACCCCCCCACAGUUGUUGCUCACCGCCCACACAAACACACACACACACACACACACUGCAGCAUUCACACAGGCCGCUCUCUACAGUAACUCACAGUCAGAUUGGUCAAGCCAUUAAAUUCAUAUUUCAUUUUUAGUCCAAAGGACUCAAAAACAAACCCACCUGGAGUUUCAGCUCAGCUCCCAGAAUGUUUGAAAACAUUUUUUUUUUUUUAUCUCUCACAGCCUUUCUGUCACUCAGCACUUGUUAAAAACAAAUGUAAAGAUAUUAAAAUUAAGAGUCAAAUGAAAUCUUUAAAUGAUGAACACUUUUCUCAGCUUUUGCAGCCUUUUUCUUUCUUUUUUGUUCCCUCUCUUAAACAGUAAAGUCAACAGCAAUACUCUGCAAAUUGACUCACGUGGCGUCUGACAUGUCGGCACGGGUCAUCUGUCAGCGUGUUUCAAACCUCAGCGUAAAUAAAAAAUUUGUUCUUCAACUCA